Messenger RNA from Tympanuchus pallidicinctus (lesser prairie-chicken), 1012 nucleotides. RefSeq names its product histone H1.8. Gene Ontology annotation, molecular function: DNA binding. The transcript has 5 exons. The coding region runs from base 73 to 888 and encodes 271 amino acids. Lineage: Eukaryota; Metazoa; Chordata; Aves; Galliformes; Phasianidae. Gene Ontology annotation, cellular component: nucleosome. The record is from RefSeq and is a predicted model, not a curated record. Gene Ontology annotation, biological process: nucleosome assembly.
CUGCAGGUGAGGUGGGCCUGAGAGCUGGGUUGAGGCUGCGGUGCCUGGUUGGCGUCUGGGAGCUGCGCAGCCAUGGAGUCCCAACCAGCCAAAGCCGCCGGCGCUGCCCGGCUCUCCAGCCUGCUUGCCCGGGGCCGGCGGAGCCGCCACCCCCCCACGCUGCACAUGGUGCUCGAGGCGCUGCAGGCGCAGGACGGGAAGAAGGGCGCCUCAGUCGUCGCCAUUAAGCGCUUCAUCCUGGCCAAGUACCCCACGGUGGACCCCGUGCGCCUCAAGUAUCUGCUGAAGCGGGCGCUGGCGACGGGGCUGAGCCGCGGCUUCCUGGUGCGGCCCCAAAACUCCGCCGCCCUGGGGGCCACGGGGCGCUUCAAGCUCGCUCCCAAGAGGCUGCAGCAGAAACAGGCGCAGGGCCAGGAGGAUCCCGGGGAGGGACCGGCCCCGAAGACCGGACGCAGAGGGGCUGCCGAGGCUGCCCGAGCCCCUGCGGUGGCGCGGAGCGACGGAGGGCAAGGCACUGCCAAGGAGGAGCCGAAAGCAGUGAAGAGGAGGCCGAGGGCAAAGCCUGCAGAUGCCCAGCCGGCGGUGGAGAAGCCCAGGAGUCAAGGAGUGAAGGCCCACCGGGCCCCUGGCAAAGGGCGGCUGCAGCCCCCUGCAGCUCCUGCUGCCAGCGGUGUGCGAGAGGAUGGUGCUGACCGCCCUGCUGGGGUGAAGAGACCCAAAAAGGCCCCAGCAGCCAAGAGCAAAGGGAAGGUUCCUGAGGAGGCCCAGGAAGCUGCCUCAAAGAAGGGAGGUAAAGCCAAGGCAAGGAAGCCUCAGGCAGCUCUGGGUGCUGGCCAGGGGGGGAAGGCUGGAGCACAGGAGGCAGCUCCUGGCAGGAAGGUGUCAUAGGGGCCCCAGGACUUUGACAACACAGCGCCGUCCCCAGCUGAGUCUGGGCUUUGGGGUAGGAGCUGGUUUUAAUUCUCAGGUGUUAAUUCUGUUCAUCUGCUACUAAUAAAGGUUGUCUGAUUCA